Thyridium curvatum is the source of this 267-nucleotide messenger RNA. RefSeq lists its product as uncharacterized. The record is from RefSeq and is a predicted model, not a curated record. The transcript has a single exon. The coding region runs from base 1 to 267 and encodes 88 amino acids. Lineage: Eukaryota; Fungi; Ascomycota; Sordariomycetes; Thyridiales; Thyridiaceae.
AUGACCUCACCUACGCCAGUCUCGUUCACACCUAUGCCCUACUUCCUCGCCAUACCUUAUUGUUUCAUCGUCGGCAUAGUCAUUUUCGGUUUCCUAGAGACGGUGUUUGGGCCUGACAGGGCCUUUCUCACCUACGUCGCCUAUCUCAGCAUUGUGCCCACGUCUCUGUUCUACAUCGUCACCGCGGUCGACUACACCGGCCGCUUUGCCGUUGCUGCUGCCACUGGUAUGGCAUCCAUUACCAAGACCUCCCAGCCAGCAAAGUAA